AAGAAAAGUGUGUGAAGAAAGGGGGCGGAGUUAUAUUUAGAGGCGUGGCUUGCAGAGAGAGAGAGGCGGCCCUCUUCCAACUUAGUCCGCCAGCUUCUUGUUCAGCCAGGCAUUUGAACACAGGAUACUGACUUGAUCACACACACUCAUUCCCUCGAACACACACACACACUGUGACACGCAUCCACACACACACUGUGACACACACACACACACACGGACUGACACCGGUGUGGAGUAUCAGCGCAGGGAGGAACGGACGCACGCGGGAGUGCACCUGUCCUGCACGCAGAGUGAAUCCUCAGAGGCUCAUAGACUGAGGAUCUGCCCGGACGUCCCUAUGUGUGGAUGGGACCAAAGUUACACGGCGACCUCUCAAAGCUCGGCCAUGUUGACCAGUGAGGGGGCGCACACCAUGGAGCAGGACGACACGCGACAGGAAGCAAAGAUGGCGUCCGCCGCCACCACGGCAUCCGGUUCAGACGGCGGCGAGACGACGCAGGCGGACUCGGACGUGGACAUGGAGCUGGACGUGGAGGAGGCAGACAUGACCCGCUGGACGGAGGGAGAGUUCGAGGAGAAGUGCACGUACAUCGUCAAGGAUACGGCGUGGGAGGCGGGGGCAGACGGUGACGCGGUGACGACAUCCACGACCAGAGCUGAGGCGUCUCUGCCCAGGAACCUGGCCUUCAAACACCCGGCUGACAGCAAGGAGGUGGUCGGCGUUUGCAGCAGGGAGUACAUCCCCAAAGGAACUCGCUUCGGUCCCCUGGUGGGCGAGAUCUACACGGCCGACAGCGUCCCCAAAGACGCCAACCGCAAGUACUUCUGGAGGAUCUACGUGGAGGACGAGUUCCACCACUUCGUGGACGGCCUGGAUGAGACUCGCUCCAACUGGAUGCGGUACGUGAACCCGGCUCACUCGGCGGCGGAGCAGAACCUGGCGGCGUGUCAGAAUGGCAUGGAGAUAUACUUCUACACGGUGAAGCCCGUCCCCGCCGGCGCCGAGCUCCUCGUCUGGUACUGCCACGACUUCGCCCGAAGACUUCACUACCCGCCAUCCGGAGAGCUGAUGAUGCAGAAACUCAAGCAGUCCCUCUUGGAGGUAAAGCAGCAUCAGGUGACCAGUGAGGACCGAUCAGUCGAAGCCUCCAGUCCAACCACCGUUGCAGUCACACCCAACCCGCCCAAGAGAGAGCACAGCGUCCUCUCCAUCCUGCGCGGCACCUCCUCCUCCCCGUCUACAAAGAGGGAGCCCAGCCGACCACUCCCGACACGCCCAAGAUGUGCCGACAGCCCCGAGCGCCCCGUGUACCCCCGUGCCCUUUACCCGGCUAUCAGGACCCACCAUCACAUCCCUGAAGACUUCCUUAGCCACAAGCCUGGACAUAUUGGGUACCCAGUGACUCGUUCCCCUGGUAAUCAGUCUUCAGCAACACCCAGUCCAUCAGCGAGGAGCAGCCCAGAAAGCAGCCCUCAUGGGAGCCCCUCAGGUCCAUCCCCGGCUUCUUUCUACCCUUCCAGAAUGGGGUCCUUCCCAGGGUACUCUCCACCAUCCGCCCCUCUCUCCUCAUCCUUCUACCCUCCCGGAGCCCCCUACCCACGCUACCUCCUGCCGCAUCCCUACCCUCUGCCUGGUGGUGGCGUCCCUACCGUUGGAGGGAUCUUCCCCAGGAUGUACCCUCUCUACAGCAGCCUCAUGCCCCAUCAUGUCCCCAUCCUGCCGUCAGACACAGCAGGGAGGCCCUUCAUGAUGCCCGACCCAGGCCGCCCUUCCUCCAUCUCCUCCAACAGAGACUUCUUCCUCCCUGGGCCCACCAGUGCCUUCUCAGCCGCCACGUCUCUGAAGGACAAAGCGGGGCCUCACCACCCUUACUCUGGGCACCACCCCCAUCAUCAUGGACCUUCCCAUGCGCCGUCCAGCGGCUCCCCAACAGCAGCCACAGCACCUCCCAAUGAGCGGGUGGCCACCAAGCCUACCUCGGCCCUGCUGGGUGAUACAAGCGAUGACGAGGCCAUCAACCUGUCCAAGGUGAAGCGGGGCAUCGGCUCAGCCGGGUACAAGGCGCUGCCGUACCCGCUGAAGAAGCAGAACGGCAAGAUCAAGUACGAGUGCAACGUGUGCAGCAAGACCUUCGGACAGCUGUCGAACCUGAAGGUUCAUCUUCGUGUGCACAGUGGAGAAAGGCCUUUCAAAUGUCAGACCUGUAACAAAGGCUUCACCCAGCUGGCUCACUUGCAGAAGCACUUCCUGGUCCACACUGGAGAGAAGCCACAUGAAUGCCAGGUUUGUCACAAGCGCUUCAGCAGCACCAGCAACCUGAAAACUCACCUGCGCCUCCACUCAGGGGAGAAACCCUACCACUGCAAACUCUGCCCGGCCAAGUUCACCCAGUUCGUCCACCUUAAGCUGCACAAGCGCCUGCACUCUCGUGAGCGUCCGCACAAAUGCCCCCACUGCCACCGCCACUACAUCCACCUGUGCAGCCUGAGUCUCCACCUGAAGGGAUACUGCAUGGCGGCUAACCCCGGCAGCGCGGCCGUCACCAGCCAGGCGGCGGCGGACGAGGUGCAGCGCGCCAACGAAGAGAUCGAGCGCUUCGACGUCAGCGAGCACGCCGAGCGCUUGGAGCAGCUCCAGGGAGGAGUCGAAGUGGAGGCCAUGUUGGAGAAGCAGGUCUUGGGGAUGCUGUGGAGGGAGACCGAUCUAAAGUCGUCCCACUUUCACCCCCACCACAAAGCAAGCCCAACUGAGCUUCUGUCCUCGGGUUAUGGAGUAUACGAGUCCCCGAAUGAGACGUCGGUCAUCAAGAUCCGACGCAGCAGCCCUGUUCAUCCGCUUCCUGUCAACGUUACCAUCAAGCAGGAGUCGGAGGAUCACGCUUAAGUGACCUUCAGACCAAGAGACAAAGAGUCUUCAUGACUCAAGGUGGACUGGGUUGCAAGGAGCAGCAUUUGUAAAUAUGAUUUCUGUACCUGGUUGUCAUCAGGAGGGACGUCAUGAGAACUCCAGGUUUUUCAACCUAUCAGGGACUCACGUACUCAGGGCUCAAGAGACACUGUCCCAUGACUACUUAGCAGUUUAUUAUACUUAGAGACAAUCAUCUACCCAGGACUUACCUUUAAUGUAAUUAAUAUAAUGCUAUUAUCAUUAUUGUUGUUGAAUAAUUUGGUCUCUAUUUUCAAACGCU
Molecule: messenger RNA, 3191 nt
Organism: Notolabrus celidotus (New Zealand spotty)
Lineage: Eukaryota; Metazoa; Chordata; Actinopteri; Labriformes; Labridae
Gene: prdm1a
Product: PR domain containing 1a, with ZNF domain
Exons: 7
Coding region: 341-2887 (848 amino acids)
Biological process (GO): regulation of transcription by RNA polymerase II; cell fate commitment
Cellular component (GO): cytoplasm; nucleus
Molecular function (GO): DNA-binding transcription repressor activity, RNA polymerase II-specific; RNA polymerase II cis-regulatory region sequence-specific DNA binding; histone deacetylase binding
Source: RefSeq, a predicted model, not a curated record